This is a messenger RNA of Mirounga angustirostris (Northern elephant seal), 18107 nucleotides long. RefSeq names its product calcineurin like EF-hand protein 1 (gene CHP1). Gene Ontology annotation, cellular component: plasma membrane. The coding region runs from base 234 to 821 and encodes 195 amino acids. Gene Ontology annotation, biological process: positive regulation of sodium:proton antiporter activity. The transcript is spliced from 11 exons. Gene Ontology annotation, molecular function: calcium ion binding. The record is from RefSeq and is a predicted model, not a curated record. Lineage: Eukaryota; Metazoa; Chordata; Mammalia; Carnivora; Phocidae.
GGGGGCUGGAGCUGGAAGCGCCGACGUCGGCUCCUGCGCCGGGCAAAGCCUCGCUCCUCAUUGGCUGGUUCUUGGGGACCGCCCUCCCCCUCUUGCCACCCCUGGGUUCCCUCCCGGGUCCGCAGUAGGAACACUGCUCUCUCGCAUCUUGACCCCUGGGCCUUUUUCCUUUCCCUCCCGCCGCCGCCGUCGCUUCCGACGCCCCUGCUCCCGAAGGAGCUCCCGGUUCGGUGAUGGGGUCUCGGGCUUCCACGUUACUGCGGGACGAAGAGCUCGAGGAGAUCAAGAAGGAGACCGGCUUUUCCCACAGUCAGAUCACCCGCCUCUACAGCCGGUUCACCAGCCUGGACAAAGGAGAGAACGGGACUCUCAGCCGAGAAGAUUUCCAGCGAAUUCCAGAACUUGCCAUCAACCCAUUGGGGGACCGGAUUAUCAAUGCCUUCUUUCCAGAGGGAGAGGACCAGGUAAACUUCCGUGGAUUCAUGAGAACUUUGGCUCAUUUUCGACCUAUUGAGGAUAACGAAAAGAGCAAAGAUGUGAAUGGACCAGAACCACUCAAUAGCCGAAGCAACAAACUGCACUUUGCUUUUCGACUCUAUGACUUGGAUAAAGAUGACAAGAUUUCCCGUGAUGAGCUGUUACAGGUGCUACGCAUGAUGGUUGGAGUAAAUAUCUCAGAUGAGCAGCUGGGCAGCAUUGCAGACAGGACCAUCCAGGAGGCUGAUCAGGAUGGGGACAGUGCCAUAUCUUUCACAGAAUUUGUUAAGGUUUUGGAGAAGGUGGACGUAGAACAGAAAAUGAGCAUCCGAUUUCUUCACUGAAGGACUGAGACCAGACUGUUGCCUGCUUUCUAGUAUUUACGAACUGGAACUUGAGAGUCCUCCUGUCCACCAGCCCCACCUCCACCCCAUCAUUCCCCUUCUCCCAAAGUACUACUGCUGUUGCAUGACAACCCCAAAUAUGUUCUGUCAACGUAAACUUGCCUUUGGUGUAUAAACAGGGCAUUACAGAAUGGUACCCCAGUCUAUUUCUGUUCAGUAUCAUUCACCAGUUAUCUCCAUUUCUAAAUAUCAUCUCCCCUGGUUCGCUGCUGAAGGCCACAUGUCCAUCCCGUCUGAAACAGUGAGAGGCAAUCCAUGCCAAGAACCAACCAGCAAAGCUCUUUCACUGGAUGUAGAAGACAGCCUUGCUGCCUUCCCUCCAGCCAGGCUUCGGCAUGCUCCUUCGUCCUUUUUUUAUAUGUCCUUUCCUUCCUACUUCUCUGUCACUUAGUUCUUCAGUCUCCCUGCUCUUCAUUAAGCUUCAGCCCCUCUCUUCUACUUGGCCCCCCAAGCUAUGCCUGUUAAGCGUAUUUCUGACUUGGCAGGAUAGUGGGCGGGCUGGCGGUUUUUGUCUACCUUUAUUCUUAAAUGGGUCUCUGGGAUGUUGCCUCUACAGGAGAUUUUCCAUAACCAACACUUCUCUCAAAAGAAUGGUCAUCUCUUGGUCCCCUGCACUCUGCUCUGUCAUCAAAGGGCUGUUGGUUAGAUGUUCUUGGUGAAAGGUGGCGGCCUUGGUGAGAGGUGUAGAGCCAAGGCUUCCACGUGGCUUGCCCAGGUCGCUCUACCUCUGGCCUCUGAUUCUCAACUCACAUAACUACGUAGCUACUCUUGUUAGUACAGUGUUGACUCUUCCGAAAAGAGCCAUAUGCCGGCAGGUUUGCUUAGUUUUCGGAAACCAUCACCACCACAAUGGCUGCCCUGACAUUGUGCUUGGGGCCUUUCUCAUGGCUUUUUGGUCAAGGAGCCCGGGCACUCUGAAAGCCUGGUGUAUCCCCAAACUUAUGCAGCAUGGCUUAUGCCUCAGUGUUACGUGCCCUAGAAUGUGUUUCACGUCACAUUUCCCAAUUGGAUGAGCAGUGUUAACGGAAGUGCCUAACUUAUCCCAGUCUGAGAGAUUUAAAGAUUGUCCUCAGUGUCUUGAAGUUUUGCACAAAAUUCUCAACGAAUUUUACACUUGGCAAAUGUUAGUGCUGGAAGCCAUAGUCCACUCCUAGAAGAGGUCCCGAGCAUUGAAUGUAUUAUUAUCAUAAGCUGCCUGGUUACAUUGACUUCCCAGCUCCUCUUGCAAACCACUACUCAUCUCUUAGAAACAAGGAGUCUGGCACCAGUGGCACAAACUGAGGUGACACUUACAGGCCUUUGCAUGAGCCAGAGCAACUUCUCUGCCUAUACAGCUUAGUAUAGACCUCAGUGAAUCAGGCUGUUGUCCUCCUGUCUUUAUGAGUCUCUUUGUCUAUAUAUCUGCCCUUGGCUGAUUUUCUCUGACUCCUUGCUUGCUCGCUUGGUUGUUUCCUUGCUUUGGAAGGCCUUGUUUCCUUGCUUUGGAAUACUUUUGGCAGGGAAUUGCUUAAAAACAAAAACAAGAUGCUGCAAAGGGAUUGGGAAGAGUGGGAAACAGGAGUGGCCAGGCCAGAUGACUCAAGUAUAAAUGACUGAGGAAUUCUGGAUGAAGUAUCAGUCUGACUUUGUGAUCAAGUGAUGUAAUAUAGGGAAUGGAUAAAAGGGAAGAAUUUUCUGACACUCGUCUGUUAGAGAGGUACUUCAGAGGCUCCUUGACUUCCAUAUGUAAAGUUCCUAAGAUAUGGCUUUUUCCUCCUUUUGGCUGUAUAGCAAACUGUUUUAAUCCACGGUUGUGCCUUAUUGUUCCAUUAAAAUUGUAUUCUUUGAUCCAUCAAUAAAUACUUGUGGUUAAAACAAAAUAACUUGGGUCAGUUUUGUCUUAAGUUUUUUUUUAAAGAUUUUAUUUAUUUAUUUGACAGAGACAGUGAGAGAGAGAACACAAGUAGGGGGAGUGGGAGAGAGAGAAGCAGGCUUCCCACGUAGCAGGGAGCCUGAUGCAGGGCUCAGCCGAUCCCGGAAUCAUGACCUGAGCCCAAGGCAGAUGCUUAACGACUGAGCUACCCAGGCGCCCGUUGUCUGUUUUUUAAGAAUUUUAUAAAGCUCAGUCCCCUCCUUCAAGUUUGAAAUCCCAAACCAUGUUUCCCUUACUCAGGUUUAUGUCUGGGCUGUCAAAUGCAUGUUUGCUCUGCUGCUGCCUGUACCUGUGAUGUGGGGGUAUUCAUCUAGGGGCCAGCACUGAGUGCCCCUGGGCACAGGUUUCUUACCUUGGCCACUUCCCGCUCACUCCAGGUAGGAUUCCAUUUCUGUUCUUGACUCCCUGGCUUUUUAAAUGUAGAAAAGGCCUAAAAAUGGGGUAUGUGUUUAUUGCUCGUUAUUAAGUCAUCCACCCCCUCAAGCAUGUGCAGCCUCAAUGACUCAUUAUACCCACCUAUCAUUACAUGGCUUUUCACAUCUUCAAGACUCAGUGACCUGGGGAGUCUUGAUCUCAGCUUGGGUCUUGAUCUCAGGGUCAUGAGUUUGAGCUCCACAGUGGGCUCCAUGCUGUGUGUGGAGUCUACUUAAGGAAAAAAAAAAAAAAGACUCCAUGACUACUUCAUCUGUAAGGUGCAAAUAUCUCUCUUUAGGUUUAGGGGCAUGCCACUGGACUCAAAGCAGUAAUAAUAGCUGGAAUCAGCUAUACAAAUUCUAACGCGAUACCCUCUUCUUUUCCCAUCCAUCUGCCUGAAAAGUCCAUUCCAAAUGACUUGCUAUGGUGUUUAAGCUUUGUUUCACUUUGAGUCUGUUAGGAUUCAGUGAAAGUGGCAACUAGAUGAAGGACCAAGCAGUCCAUUUUGGGAAAAACUGAAUGUAACUGGCCAUGGCCAAAGGAACAGCAGUCUUGUGACUAAAGUAGAGCAUAAUCAAUACUGUAAAAAUGUUAUAAACAUACUACAGCAUUAAAUACAAUUUGAGGAAAAUCCCCUUAACCAACUUGAUUUCUCUUGUUCCUUUCUGGUCUAUCCAUGCAUUACAUAUUUGAACAUAAAUGGAACAUAACACAAGAUUAUAUCAGCUUUAAAAAAUUAAUGUAUUAGCAGAGAAAGUCAAUUAUCAUAUGGUUUCACUUAUUUGUGGAACAUAAGGAAUAGCAUGGAGGACAUUAGGAGAAGGACGGGGAAAAUGAAGGGGGGGAAAUCAGAGGGGGAGACGAACCAUGAGAGACUAUGGACUCCGAGUAACAAACAGGGUUUUAGAGGUGAGGAGAGAGGGGGAUGGGUUAGCCCGGUGAUGGGUAUUAAGGAGGGCACGUUCUGCAAGGAGCACUGGGUGUUAUAUGCAAACAAUGAAUCAUGGAAGACUACAUCAAAAACUAAUGAUGUAGGGCGCCUGGGUGGCUCAGUCGUUAAGCGUCUGCCUUCGACUCAGGUCAUGGUCCCGGGGUCCUGGGAUCGAGUCCCAUAUCGGGCUCCCUGCUCCGUGGGAAGCCUGCUUCUCCCUCUCCUACUCCCCCUGCUUGUGUUCCUGCUCUCACUGUGUUUCUCUCUGUCAAAUAAAUAAAUAAAAUCUUUAAAAAAAAAAAAAAACUAAUGAUGUACUGUAUGGUGACUAACAUAACAUAAUAAAAAAAUAACAAAAAUUAAUGUAUUCCCUAUGUUACCUGUUCUUCCUAGCUUAUAUUAAUGGUUACAUUUUACAGACUUGAUAUAGUAUUUAAUUAUUACCUUGUUUAUUGUUUCCAAUUUUAUCUGUUCUAAUGAUACAAUGAAUACCUUUCUCCACAUAGCUCUUUUCUUUGAAAAGAUUUUACAGGAGUGGGAUUACUAGGUCAAGGUUUGGACAUGUACUUAAAGCUUUUGAUAUGUCUCCAAAGAAAUGAAUGCCAAACUGCCACAAGUAAUUGAAUUACUUUCUUUUACCUUCAUUCUUCUUUUCAGAAUAGUCUUUACUGUCAUCUAUUUUUUUCAAAUUGCUUUUAGAAUCAUGUUAUCAAAUUCUGUUUUUAAAAUACUAGAAUAUGGGGCACCUGGGUGGCUCAGUCGGUUAAGUAACCCACUCUUGAUUUUGGCUCAGGUCAUGAUCUUAGGGUCGUGAGAUCAAAUCCUGUGUCAUUCUCCACACUCAGUGGGGAGUCUGAGAUUCUCUCUCUCCUAAUCUCUCUAUCCCUCCCCCACUCUCUCGUGCUCUCUCUCUAAAAUAAAUCUUUAAAAAUAAAAUACUAGAAUAGAUUGUGUUGAUUAGGAUUUAGAGCAAACAUUCAUUGCAGAGAUGCCUCAGAGAGGACUAUCUUUACAAACUGGGUUUCUUAUACUAUAAACCAGGUAUUUAUCCUGUUUCCCAAACACUGAGAGCAGAACUGCUUGGAAGGAAGUCAUUACUGGACUGAAAUUCCCUAAAUUCACAUUUUUAAAAAAAAGAUUUUAUUUAUUUAUUCAUGAAAGACGAGAGAGAGGGAGAGGCAGAGGGAGAAACAGGCUCCCAACGAGCAGGGAUCCCUAUGUGGGACUCGAUCCCAGCACCCUGGGGUCACGACCUGAGCCGAAGGCAGACACUUAACCAUCUGAGCCACCCAGGGGCCCCUAAAUUCACAUUUGACUGAGCUUUGAGUCAACAAACGAUUCAAACUAAAGAUGGCUGGUAUUUUCUAAUACAGAUCUGUGAUCUGUUUAACAUCUAGCUUAGUAGAAACUUCAGUUUAGAGAUUCUUUUCCUCUACACCAAGGAGUGAUGGGAGAUUUACCUGUAAGUUUGUGAGGUACUGCAGGCAGUUUCUUCCCAGCUCUGGGAUGGAGCAGACUGCAAUGAGGAGCCUCAUGUCUUUUAAGAUGGAGUAAGCAACUAAGCUGACAUCUUAACCCAAGGUAGAAGCUGAUCAAAGAUUUGGUCUUGAGAUGCCAAGACUCAGUUUUCUUCUCUAUUCUCUUCAGUCUUCUAAGCACUAGAUUCUGACCUCUUCUCAAAACUAGAAAGACUUUGGUGACAUGGUCUUGACACUUCCCACCACCCUUUGCAGUCUUAAAUUAUUUAAGAACUGAACCAGGUAGGUGAAUUGUUAUAUCCUAUACCUGAAUGUGGUUGCAGAAAUAAGAAUUAAUCAAAUAAGUUCUCUUGGCUGCUAUAAUAGAUAUCAAGCACCAUUAAACAGAUUUUUAGUGUUUUAUUCUGAAAAUCUUACUCCCUAAAAAACACACACAAUUACUUUUUUUUUUUAAGAUUUUAUUUUUAAGUAAUCUCUACACCCAACAUGGGGCUUGAACCCAAAACCCCCCGAGAUCAAGAGUUACAUGCUCUACCAAUGAGCCAGCCAGGACAGCCUCUUCAGAAACAGGUUUUAUUUUGCGUGUGUGUGUGUGUGUUUUAAGGUGGGGGUAGGGGUAGAGGGGGAGGGAGAGAAUCUUAAGCCAGACCCCACACCCAGUGUGGAGCCCAGUGUGGGAUGCAAUAUCACAAUGGUGAGAUCAUGACCUGAGUUGAAAUCAAGAGUCAGACACUUAACCAACUGAACCACCCAGGCACCCCAGAAUUUUUUUUUAAUUAAAUUGAUUUUUUUAAAAAGUUUUAAGUAAUCUCUCUCUCCAAUGUGGGGCUUGAACUCACAACCCCAAGAUCCAAGAAUCUCAUACUCCCAUCAACUGAGCCAGCCAGGCACUCCUAAGGAAGAAUUUCUUAUUAUUCAAAUGAGGAACAGGAUAUUGCCAAAACUAGUGCAUUCCCUAGCCCUUAGUUGCUAGAAUUGCUUAAGCGAAAUCUUGAAUGACCAUUUUUGUCAGGAAUCUUGCAGAAUUCCCAAAUUACAACAGAGGUUUACCUAGAUGAUCUAGAAUUGCUGCCUAUUGGUUCAUAACAUAAUAACUAGGUUCUCCCUGUAUAUAUAACACUAUUUUACAAAAAUACUUUUAGGGGCGCCUGGGUGGCUCAAUCGUUAAGCGUCUGCCUUUGGCUCAGGUCAAGGCCCCAGGGUCCUGGGAUCGAGCCCCACAUUGGGCUCCCUGCUCAGCAGGAAGCCUGUUUUUCCCUCUCCCGCUCCCCCUGCUUGUGUUCCCUCUCUUGCAGUGUCUCUGUCAAAUAAAUAAAAUCUUAAAAAUGUAUAUUUUUAUUGUGGGGGGCGCCUGGGUGGCUCAGUCAGUUCAGCGUCUGUUUUCGGCUCAGGUCAUGAUCUCAGGGUCCUGGGAUCGAGCCCCACGUCUGCUCAGCGGGAGCCUGCUUCUCCCUCUCCUUCUGCCUGUUGCUCCCCCUGCUUGUGUGCUCGCUCUCUCUCUCUGUCAAACAAGCAAAUAAAUAAAAUCUUUAAAAAAUAUUUUUUUAUUUUUUGUUUUUGUGUGUGCAUGUAUUUGUUUUGUAUUUGUUUUUGUUUUUAGGAACACACAGGUACAUCUGCAAACUUUUUUAACAUGAAGGGCAUGAUUGUUAAGGAGGAGGAAAUAAAUGAGAGAUAAAUGAGAAACAGUCUGUAUUAUCCCAGUUGACACUGUUUUAUGGUUUUGUUUUUGGUUCUUUCCUAGUUGCCUGUGCCCUAGGAAGAAAAACAUCUAUAAUGGGAAGUUAUUUUUAGCUAGUGUUGGACUGAUCUAUCAGAAUGUAUGGCUGGAGCUGAGUCCUAGAGAUAGAGCCUCUGCUAUGCUAGGCAGUAAACCCUUCAGUUGCUGGAUAGGGGAUAAGUAUGGGCGGGGGGGUCCUGAGUAUAAGAGGAGGCAGAGAAGGGAACCUUGGGUCUGGGGAAAUGGGAAAUGCGAAGUGUGUAAGUAUUUUAAUAUUUUAAUAACUGAACUAAAUAUCAGUUGACCCUGCCAAUAUCCUGGAUUGAAGACACUCUCCUUUUCCCAUUGAAUUAUCUUGGCAUCUUGGUCAAAAAUUGGUCCUAAAUGUAAGGGUUUGUUUCUGGACUCUCAAUUCUGUUUUGCUGAUUCUAUAUGCCUAUCCUCGUGAAUACUACACUGUCUCAAUUACUGUAGCUUUGUAGUCAGUUAUGAAUCGGGUAGUGUAAUUCAGACUUUUUUUCCCCAAAAUUGGCUUAGCUAUUCUGUGUCCUUUGUAUUUCCUUAUACAUUUCAGGAUCGGCUUGUCAAUUUCUACCACAUAUGUACUAGGAUUUUGUUAGGCAUUGCAUUGACUCUAAUCAAUUUGAGAAUUGCCAUCUUAAUAUUGAGUCUAACAAACCAUGAACAUGGAAAGUCUCUACUUUAGAUCUUCAUUUCUCUCAGUAUGUUUUAUAUUUUUGGUGUAUAAAUCUUGGAUUUGUUUUAUUAAACUUUUUCCUAAGUAUUUUAUUCUUUUUGAUGCUACUAUGAAUGCAGUUGUUAAUUUCAUUUUUUAUAUUAGUGUAGAGAAAUAGUUGAUUUUUGUAUACUUAUCUUGUAUUCUGCAGCCUCACUAAACAUAAAAAUUCCAGUACUUUUGUUUUUGCUCUGUGCGUGCUCCUUACGAUUUUCAACAGAGGAUCGCGUCACCUGCAAAUAAAGGCAGUUUUGUUUCUUCCAAUCUGGAUGCCUUUUGUUUGCCUUUUUGCACUGACUACACCCUCCAGGACAAUGUUGAAUAGAGGUGAAGAGAGCCUGUGUCCUUGCUUGGUUUCUGAUCUUAAAGGGAAAGUAUGAAGGCUCACCAUUAAGUAUGAUUUUUUUUUUUUAAGUAGGUUCCAUGCCCAAAGUGGGACUUGAAUCACGACCCUGAGAUAAAGAGUAGUAUGUAUGCUCUUCUGACUGAGCAAGGCAGGCUCCCCCAUUUUAAGUGAAGGUUUUCCCUUAGUUGCCCUUUAUCAUUAGCUUCUGUAAAAAUAAAACUCCUUAGCUUCAUCCGAGGACUUUGGGAAUUGGAUCUCAGGGAGGUGCAGCAUUAGGAAUCCAUAUUCCUAGGAAGCAGCCCAUUUGAGAGCCUUACUGGUGUUUGAGGACCUACAUCUCAUACCUGGGAGCCACCAUUGGCACCGUGUAAUGGCAACUUCUAAUUACUCUACUUGCCUCUCCUGGAACAAUCCCUUUAUUUAUUUUUUUUUAAAAGAUUUUAUUUAUUUGACAGAUAGAGCCAGAGAGCACAAGUGGAGAGAACGGCAGAGGGAGAGGGAGAAGCAGGCUCCCCACUUGAGCAGGGAGCCUGAUGCGGGGCUCGAUUCCAGGAUCCCGGGAUCAUGACCCGAGCCGAAGGCAGACGCUUAACCAACUGAGCCACCCAGGCUUCCUGGUUUUUAGUUUCUUCAUCUGUAAUAUGACCCAGUUGGAUUAGGUAAGCUCUGUGAUCCCUUCCAACUCUGAAUAUGUGAGCAUACACUGUUUGAAAAUACUCUGGCAUUUCUUUUUUUUUUUUUUUUUUUAAGAUUUUAUUUAUUUAUUCAUGAGAGACAGAGAGAGAGAGCGAAAGCAGGAACACAAGCAGGGGGAGUGGGAGAGGGAGAAGCAGGCUCCCAAGGAGCAGGGAGCCCGAUGUGGGACUCGAUCCCAGGACCCUGAGAUCAUGACCUGAGCCGAAGGCAGACGCUUAACCAUCUGAGCCACCCAGGCGCCCCUGAAACAAUCCCUUUAGACAGGAUCCCAAGAGCCCUACAGCUGAGUGUAGGAAGCAACAAAAUUGUCAGUUAUAACGGUCUGACAUUUUCCAGAAGAAUCCUUAAACGAAAGAAACGAAUUUGCUCUCCUGUAUUGACCAGAGCUGGAAACGGCGGUCUGACGUUUGGGCCCCUUACGAAUGGAAACGAGUCAGAGAGAAUGAGAUACAAAUUGGAGCUAUUAAAUUGUCUGCCUAGGUGUGGUAUUGUCCGGGGUUAAAAGCUCCCGGUCCGAGAAUGAAAUUAUCAGCAGUAUAGUUGAACCUAACGGUGUCUUAUAAAACUGUCAUGCGGCCUAGCCAGACUACCUUUCCACGAAGUGACACAGGUUCUACGGGAAAUAAUUUUACAUUCCUAACAAGUGAAUUACAAAAACGUUUUCCCCCCGUUACCUCAACCCUGGGACCCAAUCCCACAAAAAAAAGAUCGAAAAGAGUGGGGUCAGCACUAUUGACGGACGUACAUUCCGACCAGCCGACAGCGGGAAGACAAUGCGCUUGCGCAAGUCGUUAACCAGUCAGGACGCCGCGGCAGAAGCGGAGGCGGGGCUUGUGGAAACGGCCGCCGCAGGGUUGGCGGACUUGGGAAGGAGCGAAGAUGGCGGAGUGAGGCGUGCGGGUGGGAGCCGGCCGUUGGGCCGGGGGCGGGAAGGCCCCCGGAGUGUCCAGUGCUUCUCCUGGUCGGUGCGAGGAAGAACAUUUUCUUUGGCUUCCAGGUGCUUUUAUAUUCAUCUUGAGAAGAAAGCAAAAAUCAGAACUCAGGAUUUGGCAAAGAGAGAUACAGCGAGAGAGGGAACACAAGCAGGGGGAGCGGAAAGGGGAGAAGCAGGCUUCCCGCGGAGCAGGGAGCCCGAUGUGGGGCUCGAUCCCAGGACCCUGGGAUCAUGACCUGAGCUGAAGGCAGACGCUUAAUGACUGAGCCACCCAGGCGCCCCAUGAGAUCUUUCUUUUUUAAUUUUCAGAUCUACAAUACAGUGAUUCAGCAAUUCCAUACCUCACCCAGUGCUCAUCACAGCAGAUGUCCUCCUUAAUCCCCAUCACCUAUUUCACCCAUCCUGCCACCCACCUCCCCUCUGGUAUUCUGUGUUGUCUCCUGGAGUAGGUAGUCUUUUUAUCCAGCCACUUUCCCUAUUCCUGAAAUGUGGAUAUCUCUUCUCUACAUAUUUUACCUCCAUGAUUUGGAUCGGAAAAGGCUGCUUUUCUUUUUGUUCCACUUCUCAGAUUCAACAUUAAGAAGCUCCUAGGAUGCAGUUGUCUUGCCAACUUCUCCAGGAAGAAAGAAGCAACUGACAUGCAUGUUCUGCUUUUUGCUUAAUUAUAAAGAAGUUAUUUUGGAAGCUGAGGCUGAUGUUUAAUUUGAAACAGGUGCUUAGAUGUUGGUGUUUGUGAAUUCUUUACCUUUUGUUUCAAACAAGAAGACUAAAUAAAUAGCAAGUAUGGAUGACAUCAGGUUUUUUUUUUUUAAUGUCUUCCAGUUUCAGCCACUGUCAUAAGCACAGUUGAAUCUGCAAGGAGUAAAUUCCAAAUAUGUGUUCUAAUAUGAAAUGAAAGAUAUGCUUAAAAACUACAGAUAUUAAAUAUCUAAAUCCUGACUCAUCCUUUGAAGUACAUUUGCUGGAAAAGAACAAAGAUCCAAUUUUGCAAUAGAACCUUUGAUGUGAUAAAGAAGCAUGAAGACAAGAGGAUGCAAGGUUAACAGAGUCUCUGUAAAAUACACAUCUUUAUAUGUGUAAAUCUACAGUUUGGAUGUGAAGAGGGAUUUUUCUCCUAGAGCAGGAAGCUUUUGUUGACUUCUGUCUCAGAAGUCUUUGGACAUUUCGUAUUUUUUAAUGAUUUUUCAUUUUUCUAAGGAAAGACCACAUUGUACAUUUGCUAACCCUAUGAAUGCAUGCUUGAGUUUACUGAAAGGUUGGAAAAGGAAACAAAACAGCUUCAAGUCCACUGGUGGAACCCUUUUCACCUUCCUCAGAUGAGAGGCUCCUGUAUUGCAAAUUACUUCAUUCUUUUUUGUAGACUCUUAACAUAGCACUUGAGACUUGGUUUUCCAUGCUGCUAAGGCAGGAACAAGUGGCUUAAGUGGUUUUUCUGUUCAGAAGAUAUGGCAGAUCCUCUAGUAUGACCUGCCUUCAACUUUGGGCAUGAAGGAAUGGGGAAAACAAAAGAGUUUGCAGAUAAUUCCUUUCUCCUGCGAAAAGGAAGCAAAAAUGCUUUAUGCAGCUCCAUCUAACUUUAUGGCAUCUUACAUUCUGUAGCUCCAGUUUUCUAAAAACAUAAAUAACUUUGUUCCUUUGAUCCAAGAUGGGUAUUCAGAUGUUUGGUUUAUUUUUUUAGGUGAGGUGUAAUGUUAGGCUGUAAAGGCUGGGACUCAGGUAACUUUCCCUGGUUGUAACCAAACACUUCAGUAGCAAUGUUCCCAAAUUUGUGGUUGAUUUAGAAGAAAUUUGGGGUCUGGAAAAAAACUCAAGAAAAAUAGUUCAACAAAAAUAUGGAUCUUUCUUCUUCUCCUUAAAACUUACACCAUGUGAUGAACAGAUUAUAAUGUAAAGCUAUUCUUGCUUCCAAAUCUACAGAGGACCACUGUAUGAAUUGUCAGGUCUUUAUAUACGAAGAAGGAAGCUAUGAGUCUUUGUGAGAAAGAAUUUGAAACUUCUUAGAUGCAAUUAAGAACAAAUUGUCUUAGAUCAUAUCUGUGAUUUAGGGAAUUUGCCUAGGGUCAUACAUGCUGUGAUGCUAAAAACUUAGGGCAGAUUUACCAAAAUUUAGCAGUGAGAGAAAUGGCCAAAAAUGGGAAUUGUUGAGCACUCUUAACGAUUAGUUAAAUUGGUCAACCUCUUUGAAUUGACAUAAGAAAGCUUUUUAGUAAAAUAAUUCCAUAAUAUAGAUAAAAUAUAAUUUCCUUUGAGGGCAAAUACUGAGUGGUAAAUCAUAGAAGUAACUUUGGAUAAAGGUAACUUAAAUGUUUCUCUAAGUAACUUCUCAGCCAACUUCCUGAUAUUUUCUUUAACUAUUUUGGAAUUGUUAAAGACAGAACUGAGUUCCAUUGGUAUGUUGAGAAUUGAUAUCUUUAGUUGUCUGUUAUCCAUCUUCCCCAUGUCCUUUUUGCAGUGUUUUGGGUAGGACCAUUUGGCAGGGGAUAGGGACUUUAUACCAUCAGCACCAGUGAAACCAUCUCUGGCCCAUUUGUUUGAGUAUGUAUCAGACUCAUCUUCUCCAGUUGCUUUGUAUUUAUUUCAUAGCUAAAGGAACCACUGUUGAAUGCUCUCGUUCAAGUUGUUCUUUGAAUCUUUAAUGGUUGUCACCAGAUAGUAUCUAACAAAAUGGGUCUUUGUCAGUGUACUAGCCCAGUGUUUGCUUAAUUAUGCCUACAUUUUCCCCCCUGGGCUAUUUUGUCCCCUUCUUAAUGGGAAAAGCUGUAAUUUUAGGCAGGACUACACCUUGAUCAGUAGCUGUGCCUACUUCCUUCUCUGCUCAUCAUGUCAGCUGGCAGUUUUUCUUUUAAAAAGUUAAACAAAAACGGGGUAUGUGCAAUAGAAAUAUAUAUAUAUGUAUAUUUUAAUACUUGUGGACAAAUGUUACAAGUUGUUUAAGAACAACAAAAUCACCAAUGUCUUCCAUUUUGAGAUGUGUAUAGUUUUGUAAGCAUUAGUGCUUGGUAGCAUAUUGUAGUGCCAUGUUAGGGGUUAGUGCAUGAGCCUAGUAAUAAUUUAAACUUCAGGAUGAAUUAUUGAUAAUAACCAGUAGUGUAACAUGAGUGGAAAAUCGAGACCUUUUCUUUUUUCAUAAAUAUCGGAAUCAUGAUAUUCUCCCUGGGGAAAGGAGAUUAAGGCCAAAAACUCAUUUAUGAAUAGAACUGUGGGAUUACAGUGUGAAAUACUGUGUUUGAGGAUAUUUAAGCUUUUUCUGAGGUAGCUGGAAACCAGCUGCCUUUGUGUCUUAUGAAACCUCAAAUCAAAAUGAGGCCCCAUUUCAUGAUUCUGCUUUGUUCUCUUAGUUUGAGAUGAGAUUGUUCUUAUGCUGUUUUCACACAGUGUGUCUUGUAGGUUUAUUAUUUAAUCCACUCCUUUGCAUCAAGAAAUUAUUUUCUUAUUUUGCAUGUCUUACUGAAAUGCUAUGUUAGUCAAGUGCUUUUCUAAUCUGCAGACCAUUUACAUUUCCUGUCUGUGGCAUGCUAAUUGUUAUGGAAGAACACUGGUCAGUAGUUCAGUGUCCUACAUUAAUUUGUCACAGGCUUUUCCUAUUUCACAGUCUGAAUUGCGUGUUGAUGGCAUUCCAGACCUUUUCACAAGAAUUGGAGUGUAGCUAGAUGGAGCCUAAGCAGGUUGCCAUGUAAUAACUAACUCUUUUGCUUGGUUAUAGUAAGCCACCUCAGGCAGCUUUCACUUUUUUCUGCUUGUAAAAAUAAAUGAUUUUGUUCUGAAAGCAUAAGAUAGCUUUCUGUGGAAAAGAAACUCCUACCCCUAAAAGCUGCCUUGAGAACUUGGAAAGGGCAGUUUUUGGAGGUGAUUUUUAAGUCUCAGUAUUAGGAGAGUUCAGGAUUUUUUGACACAGAUUUUACAGUUACCAUGAUAUGUAAUGCAAAAGGAAUGUGGUGUGUCUCCAGUACACAAGCAAGCUUAAACAAAUAGACUCUGUAGCAGCAGAUAUCCAGGGACCCAGGUUUAGAUUCUCAGAGUGUACUUUUUAAAGCAGUUGUACUCUUGGCUCUAGUAGUUUAGUGCCUGGGAGAAUCUAUUUCCAAAAAGCAUUUAAAUAUUUUUAAAAAUACCUCUGAAAAGGUAAUGAAUGAAUGCAAAAUAGCACAGUACAUAGGAAAGGAUAUUUCCUAUUGCAAAAAAUAAAUAAAAGCCAUAAAACGAAUAAUAAUUUUCAAGAGGUAGAAUCUUUGUAGCAAUAACAGUUUUGCAUGUAUAGUAAAUUGUAUUAGCAAAGUUGUACAAUAGAAUAAAUAUUACUACUUGAGUUGGUGAAGCUCUGGUGAUGAACAGAGUUGCACCAAAGGAAGAUGUUUUAGGCAAAGAACAUAUAAAAGGUACUUUAAAAGCUGAAUGUAUAUGAAUAAAUCAUGUGUGAGAAAUAGCAACUUUUGUGUAGGUGUAAAGGUUAGAGACCCUGUUUGUUUCCUAAAGCAGAGGGGUAGAGCCAAUGAAUGAAAUUUUUCUAGUGGUUAACCAGGAAACAAAUGUACUCCUACCGAUGUAGCCCCACUGAAGCCAUCAGGUGGGGAUUUUGCUUCUGAUGUUCUUUUCAGCAACAGGCAUUUAUAGAAUAGGCGACUUUGUGCUCUGUCACCUUUUCUUUUCUCCUUUCAUUCUCUGGGUGCAUUUUAAGAAUGGAAAAGUGUGUGUGUGUGUGUUUGGGUUAAAAACAAACCAAGAACUUGGAUAGCUGGCUUUUCCUUAUGCCUCUGGUUAGUUUAGGGGAGUUAGAAUUUAAAGAUGUAAAGCAAAGGAUUGAAGGGAAUAGCCAAAGACAGCAUGUUGGUUUUAUAAACCUUGUCUGAUGUACAUGUGUUGAGGACUUUGGCAUGUGACUCUUUAAUAAGAGCCCAGCAAACUAGUUUCUUGAUCUGAGGGAUCUCACACCUCACAUCAGGAUAUAAUAGAGGAAUGGAAGCUGACUUCUUACUCCCUUUUACCUUGUGUUCAUUUUGGCCAUUUAGCACCUUGAAGGUCCCUGAAAAGAUUGGGUCUCUGUUCCCUUGUUUUCCCAGGGAAAAAACUAAAAGUGGAGCAGAUUUAAGAAAAUAGUGCCUCUUGAAUAUUUCUUAUAUGGCAACUCCAGAGGAUAGGGAGAAGGCUAUUAUAUUAAAUGGAUUAUAGCUCCUCUUUAAAUGUCCUACGCCGUCAUUUGGUGUUAGAGACAUUGGAAUAACCAAGCAAUAUUUAGUCAUCUGCACAAUCAUGAGGACACCGCUGUGUAUUAUAGUGAUGUCAACAAUUUAGUUACUUAAAGACUAAUAACAGCCACGUUAAUAGUUGUAAAUGCUAAAAUGUGCUACAAGUUUUUGUAGUCUCUACGUAUGCGGUUAUUACUUUUCAAUGUUGUGGUCUCAUGUUUACUCUUUGUGUACCUGUGAUAUGCAAAAUAUGAAGAGACCCUUGGCCUCCAGGAGUUUACAUUCUCAUGGUGCUGCUGGUGCAAGCAAAUUGCUUCUAGUUUAUUCAGAACAUUGCUUGGCUAUUAACCAUACCCUAUUUGGAAGAAUUCCUUGGCUGAUAGUUUUCAACGUACAAAUCUAUGCUGAAUUUCAGGGCAUUGAUUUUGAGUUUACAUUAUAUCAGCUCUGCUGUUCAUAAACUCCUUUUCCCCAGGGGGCUGUGCAGAUAAAGUUCAUUAAUGUGAAUCAAACCAUUCUGCCUAAGAGCAUCUUCACCAUCUCUAUACACGUAUGCUCUUCUAUGCUACCGCUGUCAAUAAAUGGCCAAGAAAACUUAACUGCUCCAAAAGACUGUACAUCUUUCAAUUCUCUUUCUUUUCCCAGAGUUUUCACAUCAUUCUCUACCCAAAAGGGCCAGGAUUCGCAGUUAAGCCUUUUGUAACUAAGUAGUGGUCCUGAUUUUCACCUUUUUGUGUGUGACUUUGUACCUCUAUUCUGAAGCAGCAUUGUGAUGUGGAGCACCUGCCCUGCCUGCAUUUCUAAGCAAUCACUUUAUUAACCCACAUUUUCAGUUGAAACUGCAUGCAUCCUUGUUAUUUCCCCUAAUUCCUCUGAAUCAGGGGGUCUUUUCUGCAUGUUUAUUAAAACUGGGUCUGAAUGAAAGUGCAAGAAAUAGUGGCAGGCCCGGAAUUCUGAUUUUAGAGUACUAAUAUUCUAAUGCAUGAUUGAAAAUGUCCAGUGUUAUGUGGUGGCUAGUAGAUAGAUAUUAUAUAUGCAUUUAUUAAUGAAGCAAUAGAGACUUAAACCAGUAGCCUGAAUUUACUUUUUGGAUUAUUAGUUUUCAUUUUCUAAUUAAAGAUUAUCUUAACUUCCAUUGAAAAUGGGAGCUAGAAGAUAAACAGGGGCAACCACAAGACAUUCAAACUGUCAGGAAUAGAGAGCAUGACAGUGCUCACCCUCUAACCUCUUGCCUGGUUCCCUUAGUCCCCAAGCAUGUUUAAAAACAAAACAAAGGCACAAACUAAGCAUGUUGAAUAAAUAAGCUGCUAUGGCUAUAAUAAUCAGAAAGGUGCAGAGUUUCAGAAAGGGUAGGAAAGUAGGGAAUUGCCAGUGUAGAGUAUAUAAAAUGAAAGUAUGGGGUUUGUCUGAGAAAAUUUAUGUGGCUUAAGUUAGGAUAUUUUAAAACUAGUAUCUUGGAAGUGAAUGGAAGCAAUAUGCCCGUAUUUCAGAUGUUGCAGGAUUUUCAGAUAACCAGUCAACUCUUCUGGAUGCUACUGGUACCGACCAGCCAUAAAGGUUCCCUGCAGCCAAGGAGACUGCUCCAUUUUGUGGAAACAGUGCUAAAAGUAUUGACAAAUCUGUGGUUUGGGUUCUUUUUUGUUACUGUAUUACAUAAAUGUUUUGUUUUUAAAAUUUUAUAGCCAGAGCUUUAGCCAUUUUAUUUUGCUCAGACUGCAUAAUUUGUUGCCUAAAGCUUCUGAUGCCAGGUAAACAGGAGCAGGUUUUCCCACUUUUGGAGAAAAAAAGAAGAACACUUGCCAUAUAUUUCCUUACUUGAUGAAGAAAAUAGAUCAGUUUAUUGUGGUAGCUUAAGAUUUUUGAGAAGAUUCCUGACUUUGAAAUAAACCCUGUUAAGUGCAAAUAAUCAUGACAAGUAAUAAUACAAAUGGAAUUCACAGCUGAGUGGUGUAAACAGUAGAGAAUUCAGAGUUAGACUAGAUGAUUCUCAUAGGCCCCUCCAAGGUUUCAUGUUCUAUGAUUGAAAAUUAAUUUUUCUUAAGUCAUUUUAACCUGUUUGCUCUGGGAUUUCACUCCAAAUGCCUCUGGGAAUGUUUAAGUGUAAGUGGUAACUUUCCAGGAGUUCAGAACUGAAUUAAACUUACAAUCAUUGCAGUGUUUAGUCUCCACUUAAGUACACAGGAAGUGAGAUAUCAUUUCCCAUUUGUAAAUUUUCUCCUUGCCACUUACUGAUUACAUCUGCCAACCAAUGAAACCAGUAAAGAUACAAGGAAGGAGUUUCUCUCAACUCUGUUCCCAUUAUUCCACAAAGGCACAUAGAUAAAAAACCAGGUGUCACAGAUUUCUCUAGGAACGUUUACUCCUAAACCUCCAUUAAAAUCAAAAUAGAUACCGGAAGGUUACUGACAAUUUUCAAAAGGUUUUGUCUCCCUUGGUGAUAGUAUGCCAUGCUAUCAAUUUUCCUCCCAGAGAUAAGAACAGUAUUCUGGCAAUACAUUAUCAUCAGUCCUUAAAUAACAGUAAUAGUCUUGGCACUUACCUUAAACCCACCCAUCAGAGUUGUAUUAUAUUAGAGUAUCAUUAACAUAUUUUGAUUUACUCUCCUAUAAGUACGGUUGUUGCUCACUGUUUUUACUUGCUGUUCUGUAUUUUCUUCAUUGCACCAUUAGUAUAUAAUGUUAAAAAGAAUUUCAUUGAAUAUUUAUAAAGUAUUACAAAAGGCAGCUUUUUAAUCUAUGCAUCCUUGGGAUUUCAGAAAUUUUAUUCUUUGAUGUAAAAGGGAACUGCUAUAUUGAGUUGGAAACUCUGCACCUGUGUGUGUGUGUGUGUGUGUGUAUUUUGGCAAUAAAGCAGCAUGGGCUGAGAAUGCACUGAAA